CACGAGAACAUCUACAAUCUUCCCAACUUCCUCACCGUCACUCGAUUGUUCGCUGCACCUGCCACUGCGUAUCUAUUCCUGCAUGAUCACUAUGCUUGGGCCCUCGGGCUCUUCGCAUAUGCAGCAAUCACAGACCUGGUGGACGGGUGGAUCGCGCGGAAAUGGAAGCUGCAAACAGUGGCUGGCAGUGUGAUCGACCCAAUGGCCGAUAAAGCACUGAUGAUCAUUCUCACAGUCACCCUGGCGGUGAAAGGAGCGAUACCGCUUUAUCUGGCGACUUUGAUUCUUGGCAGAGAUGCAUCUCUUGCAGUGGCUGCAAUAUACUACCGCUAUGCUUCGCUUCCGGCGCCAAAAACGCUGCUCCGUUAUUGGGACUUUUCGCUACCUUCAGCCGAGGUACAUCCCACCACGGUCUCGAAGUACAAUACCUUCCUGCAGCUCAUCCUUAUCGGCUCCACCCUCGCGCUACCAGUGAUAACUGCUGGUGACUAUGAAACAGGCAUACUGCAGAGUCUGGACUUGAACACGGACCAUUUGCACUCUGCAAUGAGGUAUUUCCAAUGCCUGGUGGCUGCCACUACAGCUUGGAGUGGUCUCAGCUAUGCUUACCUCAAGAAUGUGGUCACGAUUCUAGGCUCCAACGAAGAAUUGAAGGCCAAGCAAGGGUCUAGAGGCAGAGCCAUUAUUGGUACAACAUUCGGCAGCUGUGUGAUCGCUGCGGCCUGGCUUGCUUGGAACGUCGACCAAGUCGUCCAAGAUGGAGCAGAGUCAGAACAUGCCAAGAAAGAGACAUAG
This is a messenger RNA of Pseudocercospora fijiensis CIRAD86, 795 nucleotides long. RefSeq lists its product as uncharacterized. The annotation marks the transcript as partial. The transcript is spliced from 2 exons. Gene Ontology annotation, molecular function: cardiolipin synthase activity. The record is from RefSeq and is a predicted model, not a curated record. NCBI's taxonomy places the organism in Eukaryota, Fungi, Ascomycota, Dothideomycetes, Mycosphaerellales, Mycosphaerellaceae. Gene Ontology annotation, biological process: cardiolipin biosynthetic process. Gene Ontology annotation, cellular component: membrane; mitochondrion.